This is a messenger RNA of Lactuca saligna, 381 nucleotides long. The record is from the annotation of a GenBank genome assembly. Lineage: Eukaryota; Viridiplantae; Streptophyta; Magnoliopsida; Asterales; Asteraceae.
AUGCUCGACCCAGGACAUUCGGUGGGAGCACGUGAUGACGCCAUUACGGGUGUAGGUGUUAGAGCAUUGUGCUUCUUUGACCAGAGACUAACCAAUGUGGAUGGGGAACUCACCGGCUCUACAACAGGGGUGGGGAACUGUUGGGAGAUGAAGGUGAAAGAAUGGUGUGAUGUGUCUGAUCGUUGUCGACUCAUUGAUUCAAGAACAGAAGACACAGAUGACCUCAAUGUUCAAGUACUCUCAGAGACUUCAAGUCCCGCGCCAAGAGCAAGAGGCCUCCGUAGAAGCCUAGUUGUGGUUGCACGCUCGGGUCCAAGUCCUGGUGAAGGACAUAAGCAUGUCGAAGACAAUGGCAUUGUCAAAAGAAAACCCACUAAUUAG